Molecule: messenger RNA, 2606 nt
Organism: Dermacentor silvarum
Lineage: Eukaryota; Metazoa; Arthropoda; Arachnida; Ixodida; Ixodidae
Product: gastrula zinc finger protein XlCGF57.1-like
Exons: 4
Coding region: 477-1916 (479 amino acids)
Biological process (GO): regulation of transcription by RNA polymerase II; DNA repair
Cellular component (GO): nucleus
Molecular function (GO): RNA polymerase II cis-regulatory region sequence-specific DNA binding; DNA-binding transcription factor activity, RNA polymerase II-specific
Source: RefSeq, a predicted model, not a curated record
CUGUUCACGGAGAAGCGCUUCCACAGCCGCGUUUCUUGUAAUCAGUCCGCAAAUAAUUCAUUUUAUAGUUGCACAUUACAGGUUGAAUGUUGAAGUCGUUAUUAGAAGUGCCGAUUACCCUACAUAUGUGGAAAGUCUGCCCUAGGAGUGCCAAUCUUUUGUAGAGUGGGCCUCAAUGCUCCUCAUGAAAGCUGCCCACUCGACUCACCUGAAAUGAAAAGAAGUGCUCUAUUACGAAUAAUCGGGAGUGGAUUUACGUGUUUCUUCAAGACGAAGCAGUGAGUGAUGCAGGCACUGAGGAGGGUGGCCAAAGGGCCCUGACGGCUUUGCUCCUGAAAUAUAACUUUUCCUCUAUCUGUUCUCUGCAAUCUGACAAGUGCGGCAGGUUGGGCAGCUUCUGCAUCGUCGACGACAAAUAGCCGCAAGUGCUGAUUGCUACUGGUUGGCCCAGUCCACAAUCUGGCCUCAGAAAUGCGAUGAGCCUAGCUGAAAGUAUCACUGCCAAAACGGCAUGCCACAUCCCUUCCAAGGUCAUCGGUCAAGUCGAGGUUGGCACGCAGUGGAGUUUGGCUCUUGCCGACAAGUCUGUAGGGUGUUCGUUCAAGGCAGGGAGCGAGUCUAGGAGCGUGCAGACUGCGGAGACUGUGGAACAGUUAAGCACCAGCUCAGCAUCGAGACCUUCUAUUUCUCCAUCAACUGCCACAUGUGACAAAUCAAAGCAAGGAUGCCUCCACCGAUGUCACCUAUGCGACUGUGAGACUGAUAAACUGUUUCAUCUGGAAGCACAUGCCAGCGUCCAUACUGGGGACAAGCCAUUUCAGUGCCCUUCAUGCCCUCAAAGCUUCUCAAAAAGAGACUCCCUAAACCGUCACCUGUGCAUUCACACGGGUGAGCGGCCAUUUCAAUGCCCUUCAUGCCUUCAGAGCUUCUCACAAAAAGCCCACCUGAAAAGCCACCUGCGCACCCACACAGGUGAGAAGCCAUUUCAGUGCCCUAAAUGCCCUCAAAGCUUCUCAAAAAGAGACGCUCUAAACCGUCACCUGUGCAUUCACACGGGUGAGCGGCCAUUUCAAUGCCCUUCGUGCCUUCAGAGCUUCUCACAAAAGACCCACCUGAACGCCCACCUGCGCACCCACACAGGCGAAAAGCCGUUUGAGUGCCGUUCAUGCUCUCAGAGCUUCUCACGAAAGACCCGCCUGAAAGAGCACCUGCGCACUCACACAGGUGAGAAGCCAUUUCAGUGCCCUUCAUGCCUUCAGAGCUUUUCACAAAAAGCCCACCUGGAAGACCACCUGCGCACCCACACAGGAGAGAAGCCAUAUCAGUGCCCUUCAUGCCCUCAGAGCUUCUCAAGAAGAUACACCCUAAACGUUCACCUGUGCGUACACACGGGCGAGCGGCCGUUUCAGUGCCCUUCGUGCAUUCAGAGCUUCUCACAAAAGACCCACCUGAAUGCCCACCUGCGCACCCACACAGGCGAGAAGCCAUUUCAGUGUCCUUCAUGCUCUCAGAACUUCUCACGAAAGACCCGCCUGAAAGAGCACCUGCGCACCCACACAGGUGAGAAGCCAUUUCAGUGCCCUUCAUGCCUUCAGAGCUUCUCACAAAAGUCCCACCUGAAAGCCCACCUGCGCACCCAUACAGGCGAGAAGCCAUAUCAGUGCCCUUCAUGCUCUCAGAGCUUCUCGCAAAAGGGCAACCUUAUGAAACACCUGCGCACCCAUACAGGCGAGAAGCCAUUUCAGUGCACUUUAUGCCUUCAGAGCUUCUCGUUGAAGAAUGCCCUGAAGGUACACCAGCGCAUUCAUGCAGGGGACCGGCCGUACAGUUGCACUGUCUGCUCCAAGUCCUUUACGCGAUCUGAUCACUUGAACAGACAUAAGCAGAGAGCACAGCACCAUGAUACUAUAGGGUAGGUCAGCAACCAUGUUGAACUACAGUCUGAAUUAAAAAUCUACAGGCAUGUGGCAUGUUGCAUAACGUUCUACUGCAUCAAGUAGCAAAAGUGAUGUCAUCUGCUUUCUAAGUUCUGUGAUUUUUUUUAUUUUCAGUAUUGCCGUUUGGUACAUAUGAAGUUCUGUUAGACCCAUUCAUGUAUUUAUUUCCUCUAGGCUCGGAUAUACAUGAUUCGUCCAGAAGACUUUUGAUAUUCUGUACGAUUUUUUUUUUUUUACAGAUGGGUACUUUUUUAAAGCAAUUGAUUGUUCAGUAAGGUUUGAACUGUUUGUUUCAUAAGAGAACCAAAUAAAUACCUGUGCUUAAUGAGUACUCGUUGUCUGUUCUUGGUAUUUUAGUAUUUGAUUGGCAGCAUGCAGUAUAGUGAUUUUAGCAUUUUAUUGUAUUGGGGGCUGCAAGAGAGGUUGAGUGAUGGCAGUGGGAAGUUGAUUAUUAGCACAGAAGGCACUUGAUACAACUGAAAUACAUGAGUACUUAUAGUCUUUAGUUAAAUGUCAAGCCCCCCAUGCCUAAUUCAUUCUUACAUUUUAUUUCCACUAAUGUAUCAGCAUUUCUAUAAACACAGAGGGCAAGCAAUUGGGCCAAUCCUGUUUUUCGACAUCUGGAAAUAUUUUUUUCUGAAUUGCAGUUGUGUCAAUCUCAUAAGAAAU